Molecule: messenger RNA, 3711 nt
Organism: Xiphias gladius (swordfish)
Lineage: Eukaryota; Metazoa; Chordata; Actinopteri; Istiophoriformes; Xiphiidae
Gene: dlgap1a
Product: discs, large (Drosophila) homolog-associated protein 1a
Exons: 15
Coding region: 211-3711 (1166 amino acids)
Biological process (GO): signaling
Cellular component (GO): glutamatergic synapse; postsynaptic specialization
Molecular function (GO): molecular adaptor activity
Source: RefSeq, a predicted model, not a curated record
CUCUGUAGUCAUCGUCCCGCUUCCAAAAACGGACGUGCUUUUGGAUUUAGCAGCCGGCGCCUGCGUUCAGCGAUGCUGUGAAGAGCCGCUACAGAGUCUACAGCUCUCUUCUCAGGGACAGUCUUCUGCAGCCCUUCGCUGAUUACAGACCUGCCUGACAUCUUUCAUCCAUAUCAUUUCUCUUUCCAUCCACCCAUCCUUCCCCCUGUCAUGAAAGGCCUGUCCAAUAGUCGGAGUCACCAUCACGUGGUCUCCUAUGAACCAUCAUAUGAUGCCAUGGGUCACCAUAUUGACCGCAAGCCAUAUUUGAUCAGUCAGAUGGACAUGCCUGUGCACAUCCCCAUGCCGCAUCCAGCUGAGCUGCCCUACUACAAUGCUCAGCGUACCUCGUACCCCUCUGACAGCAACAGCAUCGUCCCAUAUGGAACCUUCCCAAGGAGGUGCCACUCCACCUCCUCAUCUCACCAUCCUGAGGUAAAGGAUGAGUGUAUGGCCAUGGUACCAUAUGUAGGAGGAGGGGGGGGAGGGGGAGGAGGAGCUGGAGGAAGCUAUGGAGGUAAAACGCCCACCAGGGUACCAGCAAACUUUGCGGACCCGUUUGAGCGUCAGCUGUCAUUUUCAAGAGAUGGCUACCAUACACUGCAGUACAAACGAGGAGUGCUGGCCCACAGUGGGGGGAUGGGGGCCAACAACAACAAUGACAGCCCAGGGAGAAUUCGCCACCUCGUCCACUCAGUCCAGAAACUCUUCACCAAGUCACAUUCAUUGGAGGGCCCACACCACACACAGUCCUCCAAGGGGGGCAAUAAUGGGAGUGUUAAUGGUGGUGGUGGUGGUGGAGGAGGUGGUGGUGGUGGUUCAAGGGCCAGCCCAGAAGGUGAAACUCCAACAGUGGGAGUGCGCCACCGGAAGCGCAGCAAAAGCCGUGAGCGCUGUCGAUCAGCGGAGCCCAAGCAUCGAAGCCACCACCACCACCACCACCAGCUCCAUGGCUCAGCAUCUGCUCCGGGCUCCGGAUAUUGGAGCUCAGAUGACAACCUGGAACGGGAGCUGUGUCUCUACCACCCUCACCACCACCAACCUCCACCUUCACCCUCACCCUCCAUUUCCCCCUCGCCCAUCGCCAUGACAAUGGGCCGGUAUCCUGGCAACAACCCUGACAAGUUCCCCCAGACCCCUCUCCCCAGUCUCUCCUCCUCGCAGUCCCAGCAGUAUUUCAUGAUGGACCCUUACGGCACACUCAACGAUCACACACACAUCCACACACACCAUGGCCACACACACCACCAUUCUGCACUCAAAGCCUCCAGGAGCAACAACGAUGUGAAGUAUGCAGCAUCGUCGGCAUGUGUGCCAGUUAGUGGUAGCAGCAAUAACAGCGGUGGUGGUAUCGGUGGAGGAAGUGGCCCCUUGCUGCCACUGGGUCUUGUGGACGGGCCCCUUGUGAAGAAAGGGGCAUGGUCGUCGAGCCUAACGGUGAGCAGGGCCCGAGAGGUCUACACCAACAACAGCAGCCACAACCAGCUACGAGCCAGCGCAGGAUCCGGUAACCUAAACCUAGAUAGAGCUCUAGUCAAAUCUAAGGGCAGUCAGCAGCAGGAGCGCUCUUGCCAUUUCUUACAGGUACCUCAGGAUGAGUGGAGUGGCUUCUCUCCUCUGGGGAAGGAGGAUGACAUCCCCUGUCGGAGGAUGAGGAGCGGCAGCUAUGUUAAAGCCAUGGCUGAGGACGACAGCGGAGACUCUGACGGGAGUCCCAAACCCUCCCCUAAGAUCCAGGCACGCCGGGCCAGCUACCUGAAAGCCACACAGCCAUCACUGACUGAGAUGACCACUCUACAGAUUUCGACGGACCACUCUCCCAAACUGCAGAUCAGGAGCCACAGUUACCUGCGUGCGGUGAGUGAGGUUUCAAUCAAUAGAAGCCUGGAUACCCUGGACCCCAAAACCCUCCUCGACCCCAAAUCGCUGCUGUCCUCACCCCAAUACCGCUCACGCAAUGAAAGCUACAUGAGGGCCAUGAGCACCAUCAGUCAGCUGAGUGAGGUGGAAGUGAACGGGCAGAUUGAGCAGGUAUGUGAGCAGGUCUACAGUGAGAUGCAGUCCCAGGCCAUGGAGGCUGCCAUGGACAGCAUGGAUACCAUGGACACCCUGCCAAUGCCGGGAUGCUUCCGGAUGCGGAGUCACAGCUAUGUGAGGGCAAUUGACCAGGGCUGUGCUGGGGAGGAGGAAGUAGAAGGAGGGAGGCCACUGCUCCUGCUCCCAUCCUCCCCACCACGCACAUCUGCCACAACUGUAAGGACCAUCCAGAGCAGUACAGUUUCAUCUUGCAUCACUACCUAUAAGAAAACACCUCCACCAGUGCCACCCCGAACCUCUACCUGCUCCACAGCCUCCAAGCCGUAUAUCUCCAUCACAGCCCAGAGCAGCACAGAGUCCGCACAGGAUGCUUACAUGGAAGAGGAGGGACCCAGAGGUGACAUGACCAUCCAAUCAGGGCUCAGUAACUCAACAGAAAGCAUCGACAGCAUGAAGGCCUUGACAGCUGCAAUAGAAGCUGCUAAUGCACAGGUCCAUGGACCGGCCAGUCAGCAUGUCAGUAACAGCACCAUGACAGUCAGCACCCCCACCCCAUCAGUCCUUAGCAGGGGGCCAGUUGUCGAAGACCACCGCGACGAAUACAGGAAAGAAGCACUCAGGAAGGGCAAAUGUCUCUCAAUAGGCAUCCAGGUGGAUGGACCAGAGGAGGUUCCGGAUCCAGAGGACCCAUCCAAGUUCACCUCUGUAGGGGUGCAAGUGGAGGAUGACAGAGGGUAUCGUCGGUUCCAGCGCUCCAACAGUGUGACAACAGCUGUACAGGCAGAUCUGGACAUGCCCGACUUGCUGGACACUCCUCUAGACGCCCCAGACACUGACAUGGAUGUCCUGUCAUCUGUUGCCAUCUCUCGACAAUACUCCCGUGAUGCUGCCACCUCUACUGUCAGCAUCCAGGGCUCAGGGAACCACUACCAUGCCUGUGCCUCUGAUGACUAUGAGGAUGUUGGCUUCGACCCAUCCAUCCUCCCCCCUCCAGAUCCUUGGAUAGACAGUAUUACAGAUGACCCACUUGAUGUAGUGCAGCGUUCAGUGUGUCAGAGAGACGGACGUUGGUUUCUGAAACUGCUGCAGGCCGAGACCGACCGCAUGGAGGGCUGGUGUCGGCAGAUGGAGCUCGACCAGCAGGAGAAUGACCUACCUGAAGAUAUCCUUGGGAAGAUGAGGAGUGCAGUAGGAAGUGCACAGCUUCUAAUGUCCCAGAAGUUUCAACAGUUCAGGGAGCUGUGUGAGGAGAACCUGAACCCCAAAGCCCAUCCUCGUCCCGUGGCCUCAGACCUGGCUGGUUUUUGGGAUAUGCUUCAGCUGUCAAUCGAGAACAUAAGCCUGAAGUUUGAUGAGCUUCACCAGCUCAGAGCCAACAACUGGAGACCCCUGGAUCCCCCUGAGAGAAAGGAGAGGCGGCUCCCACCUCCAGUGCCAAAAAAGCCACCAAAGGGCCCCCACCACCACCCCCCUCUGGCCAGAGAUCGCUCACUGGAGAGCUCAGAAAAACAGCGGCAGGAGGCCAGGAAGCGCCUGAUGGCUGCCAAGAGAGCUGCAUCUGUACGACAAAACUCUGCAACGGAGAGCGCUGACAGCAUCGAGAUCUACAUCCCAGAGGCACAGACAAGGCUAUGA